Molecule: messenger RNA, 1015 nt
Organism: Cebus imitator (Panamanian white-faced capuchin)
Lineage: Eukaryota; Metazoa; Chordata; Mammalia; Primates; Cebidae
Product: late cornified envelope protein 1A-like
Exons: 2
Coding region: 347-751 (134 amino acids)
Biological process (GO): epidermis development
Source: RefSeq, a predicted model, not a curated record
UAGGCCUAAGUUCUAAGACUGAGAACAGAGAGGCUCUCAAGGCAAGCAGCCUUCGAGUAAAUGAGGUGGGUGAUGGUAGGAGUUAUCCUGAGACCCCAUUUCAAGUAGGCACUUUCCUACCUGGGAGUGGCUGCCUUGAGCCCGGGGAGAGAGUCACCACCUGUCACAGGACCCACGUGCUGUCAGGAGGCAGGUCCUCUCAUGCCCAGGCCCUGUCUCACAGCUGAAGCACAGCCCAGGCCAGGAUAAAAGGACUUAGGACCAGAGCACCCCAUCCACACACCUCCUGAGGUGCUGAAGAGCCCUGUGCUACGUGUGACUCCGCUCCUGAACACCCACCGCCAAGAUGUCCUGCCAGCAGAGCCAGCAGCAGUGCCAGCCCCCUCCCAAGUGCACCCCCAAGUGCCCCGCCCCUAAGUGCCCCCCAAAGUGCCCCCCUAAGUGCCCUCCAGUGUCUUCCUGCUGCAGUGUCAGCUCUGGGGGCUGCUGUGGCUCCAGCUCUGGGGGCUCCUGCAGUUCCGGGGGAGGUGGCUGCUGCCUGAGCCACCACAGGCGCCGCAGGUCCCACCGCCACAGACCCCAGAGCUCUGACUGCUGCAGCCAGCCCUCGGGGGGCUCCAGCUGCUGCGGAGGGGGCUCCAGCUGCUGCGGAGGGGGCUCCAGCUGCUGCGGAGGGGGCUCCAGCUGCUGCGGAGGGGGCUCCAGCUGCUGUGGGGGGGGCAGCGGCCAGCACUCUGGAGGCUGCUGCUGAAGCGAACCUUGACUUCCUCUUUCUUCUGAGCCUGCCUAAGGGCUGAGAGUUUCCAGCAGAAGCUUGAAGUCUUGCCUGGAGUAUCCCUCUGGUCUGAUAUCAGGAAGCCCAAAAUCUUUCUCCUUAAUGGCAUUUAGAGACUUCCUUCUGCAUAUCCAUGGCUGCCCUGGGAACUCCAAAGCACACACCUAGUUCCACCGCAGCUCGUGCUGCUGUAUUCUGCUGCCUGAACUGAAGAAAUAAAAUCCAGAAUCUGCUCCCCAA